AUGGCGGAUUCAGACAUAGUGUUGGUUGAUACUGCAUCACAACCAGGAAUCACGAUUCUUACCAUCAACCGUCCCCAUCGAAAGAAUGCAGUGGAUCCCUUGACCGCGAAAUGCCUCUACGAAGCCGUCCUCGCCUUCGAGGCGGAUGCUACACAGAAAGUGUGUAUCCUCACAGGCACCGCAACAUUUUGCGCGGGCGCAGAUCUUCAUAAAGUUGCACAGGAGAAGAAUAACACUCCGGGCGAGAAUCUGCAACCAGUCAACGGCCGCAACUUGGGUCCUAUGGGACCCUCCAGGCUGGUCAUUCAGAAACCGGUCAUUGCUGCGGUCGCUGGAUACGCCGUUGCAGGUGGCCUGGAGCUCAGUCUGCUGGCAGAUCUACGAGUCGUUGAAGAGGAUGCUGUCUUCGGCGUCUUCUGUCGGCGAUGGGGGGUGCCUCUCAUCGAUGGAGGCACCAUCCGGCUGCAAGCGAUUGUUGGACUAAGCCGGGCCCUUGACAUGAUCCUGACUGGUCGGCCAGUAGGGGCUGAAGAGGCUCUUGCCAUGGGACUUGCCAAUCGCGUGGUGCCCAAGGGCGAAUCAUUGAAGCAAGCUCUCGACCUGGCCCGGCAGCUCAUUGCAUUCCCCGAGCUUUGUCUCAAUACCGACCGUCGAUCUUGUUACUAUAGCGCUUACGAUGCCUCUUCUUUUCAGGAUGCCAUGUCCCAGGAAUUCCAGGCCGGAAGCAAGGUUAUUUCAGCAGAGGCGAUUGCAGGUGCAGCCAAGUUCAGCCGCGGAUCUGGUCGACACGGCAGUUUCAAAGAAUUCAGCAAGCUGUAG
Messenger RNA from Penicillium cinerascens, 819 nucleotides. RefSeq names its product enoyl-CoA hydratase/isomerase family protein. The coding region runs from base 1 to 819 and encodes 272 amino acids. Gene Ontology annotation, molecular function: catalytic activity. NCBI's taxonomy places the organism in Eukaryota, Fungi, Ascomycota, Eurotiomycetes, Eurotiales, Aspergillaceae. The record is from RefSeq and is a predicted model, not a curated record. The transcript has a single exon.